AUGAGCUUUCGCGAAUCGAAUCUCAGCCGGGCGGCGCGCUACGCCGUUCCGUUCGCCCUCGUUCUGAUUCCCGUCUGGAGAACACAGGUCAAUACUAAGGUGCCCGAGCCGUAUCUCGAUGAAGUCUUCCAUGUUCCCCAGGCGCAGGCAUACUGGGCGCACAAUUGGACGCACUGGGAUCCGAAAAUUACGACCCCGCCGGGUCUGUAUAUCUGGUCCUAUAUCCUCUGCGCCGUCAUGCUCGCUCUCCGCGGUUCUCCGAAACAGCUCGACGCCGCUGCUCUACGAACGACCAAUGUCGCUGCGACUUCAGUCUGCCUUCCCUGGCGUCUUCAAACUCUCCUGGAUACCAUUCAGAGAGUGCAGAAUACUCGGCCCAUGGGUGCAUGGCUCAGUCACACGGUCUUGAACAUCUGCCUGUUCCCGCCGCUGUUCUUCUUCUCCGGGCUCUACUACACCGAUAUUCUUGCUUUGUUGGCCGUGGUUGAGGCCUAUAACUGGGACCUCAAGCGGGUCAAUGGAGGAAAAUAUGGUCCAGUUUAUGCGUUGGGCUUUCUGGUGUUUGCUUUGGCGGCACUGGGUUGUCGGCAGACAAAUAUCUUUUGGGUGGCGGUGUUCUUGGGUGGAAUGCAGCUUGUCCGAACAGUUCGUUCAUCUCGCAAGGCAACCCGGUCGACUGAUAUCUGGUCAAUUGCCAAAGGGGGCUUUGGUAACGAAAUAUACGACCCCUUCGUUGCCACAGCUUCAUUGGAAGAUUACUUCAAAACUGCUAUCUCCUUUGCGUGCGCGAGUCUCCGGAGCCCUUUUUCCAUCGUGGCCUCGAUCAUCCCCCAUAUCUUUAUCCUAGGAGCAUUCGGUGGAUUUGUGAUGUGGAAUGAAGGUGUCGUCCUGGGGCACAAGGAGUUCCAUACUGCGGGAGUACACCUAGCUCAGAUGCUCUACAUCUGGCCUUAUUUCUUCUUCUUCUCGUGGCCUCUGCUGAUCAUUCCCGUGCUGAACGUUGCACUCCCGAAAACCAUCCUGCCGAAGUACUUGGAUUACGGGUUUCAAGAGAAGCAAAAGGGGCUGCCAGGACUACUGGCUGUGUUGAUCGUGUUGCCCAUUAUGCUUGCUGUUGUUCACUUCAACACCAUCGUGCACCCGUUCACUUUGGCUGAUAACCGACACUAUGUCUUCUAUGUGUUCCGGCUUCUGCUCGGAGUACACCCUGCAGUAAAGUAUGCCGCAGUCGUAGUGUACUUUCUCUGUGGGUGGGCCGUCAUCUCAGCCUUUGGCUUCUCCAUCAUCAAAGCACCACCGCAACUCUUGCGUGUUCCUCCCUCCUCGUCUCGGGGAGCGCCUGCGGCCCAACCCGUCGCCCAGCCCGCCACCCCUGGGGAGCCUCAGGGCAAUCGCAAAGAGCGCCGAGCUAAAGCGAAGGAGAACAAGGCUUCAUCCAAGAAGGAUGCAACCAAGAAGGACGCCAUAACAAAGAAAAGCAAGCAGCCCCAGCCCGAUCCGAACUCUCCAGAGGCGAUUGCCACAAUCCAGGAGCAUCUCGUCCAGCGCCAACUUGAACAGUCUAGCGGCUCGCGAGUCAGCUUUGCUCUUGUAUGGAUCGCUGCUACCGCCCUGUCUCUUGUUACGGCUCCUCUUGUUGAGCCGCGAUACUUCAUUAUCCCUUGGGUGAUGUGGCGUCUGCACCUACCUCCCUCCCCUACAAUGGCCAUGUUCCGCAAGAAGCGGCCGGAGGAAGAGAGCGAGAAAGUCCGCUCAGAUGUCAUCACUAAUCUCCCCAAGUUCCUGGAGACUGUGUGGUUCAUCACCAUUAAUGUCGUGACAGGCUAUGUCUUCCUUCACAAGGGCUUCGAGUGGCCUCAGGAACCCGGCAAGACCCAGCGGUUCAUGUGGUGA
Molecule: messenger RNA, 1893 nt
Organism: Penicillium argentinense
Lineage: Eukaryota; Fungi; Ascomycota; Eurotiomycetes; Eurotiales; Aspergillaceae
Gene: alg10
Product: dolichyl-P-Glc:Glc(2)Man(9)GlcNAc(2)-PP-dolichol alpha-1,2- glucosyltransferase
Exons: 2
Coding region: 1-1893 (630 amino acids)
Biological process (GO): dolichol-linked oligosaccharide biosynthetic process; protein N-linked glycosylation
Cellular component (GO): endoplasmic reticulum
Molecular function (GO): dolichyl pyrophosphate Glc2Man9GlcNAc2 alpha-1,2-glucosyltransferase activity
Source: RefSeq, a predicted model, not a curated record